Messenger RNA from Aspergillus ruber CBS 135680, 516 nucleotides. RefSeq lists its product as uncharacterized. Bases 1 to 516 code for a protein of 171 amino acids. The transcript is spliced from 2 exons. NCBI's taxonomy places the organism in Eukaryota, Fungi, Ascomycota, Eurotiomycetes, Eurotiales, Aspergillaceae. The record is from RefSeq and is a predicted model, not a curated record.
AUGGACUACUACGACUCUUCCUUGCAAAAGGCAAUCCACAAGGUGCAGCCAAGCGACCCCGUCGACCGGAUCUGUCAUAUCUGGACCAAUAUCCUGCAGUACUAUUUUCCCGAACCCAUUAAACAAACUGCAAUGACUGACCUUCCUGAGUUAUUUCCAGAAAUGGGUCUUGUAUUGGGCCUAAUCGCUCUAACCAUCGACAUUUCAAGUGGUCCACUUCGUGGCGCACCGUUCUUCCAUGUCCACGUCCGGGACCCACCCCAUUCGGACCUGGCAAUGUGCUGGGAUGAAGCUGAAAAGGAGAUAAAAUGUGAGUUGAAUGGACUAGAGGUCAAGUCUGGAAUGAAUGUGAUUUAUGCAGCUGUUGUGAUAGGUCCGUAUGUGCGUUUUUAUACGUAUGCAGGCCAGUCUCUCAAGAUCAUCCACUGGACUGAGAGACAGACCCUGCAUGUGGUCCAUGAUCACAAUGAUAUCAUCGAUCAUUUUAAUGUGAUACAAUCUAUUUUUUCCCAUUGA